CUGGUUGUUAUCUCGGCCGAACUGCUCGUUCCCUUGCCAGUACUGUGGACCAUCAGAGUUUGAUUCUCUAUUAUCAGGCAUUAUACAAAGAGAGAAAAAGGAAAAAUUAAUAUUGUGCAGGAACAAGAAUAUGAAAAUAACUACACGUGUGCAAUCUGCAAAAAUUGUUUGAGAACAAAAUUUUCUACUAAAUAAAAAAUACAUCGUAUUGUUAUCUAUCUCGAUGAUCGUGCAUGGACAAUAUAGAUAAUAUUAUCUUUAUUAUCUAUGGUUUCCAGUGUGGUGAGAGGACACAUUGUAACUUAUAAUAACUAGAAAAUUUUGAAAUAUAUGAAAUUUGGCAAUUUCUGAAUCGUAUUGACAUUUUCAAAUUUUCCGCGACAAUGUGUAGCGUUAAUGAAGAAGGUGCUGAUGCGUUCGAAAUAUUUAAUAAUAUUGAACCAUUAGAAUUUAAAUGUCGUAAAUGUUUACUCGAAGACGGAAAUGUUGUUUUACAAAAAAAAUAUGUAUAUUGCAAGUCAUGUUUUGUGCCAAUGGUUACUCAUAAGUUCCGUGCUACCCUUGGUAAAUCAAAAUUAGUUAACAGAGGUGAACGUGUUCUAGUAUGUGUAAGUGGCUCCCAAUCAUCAGUAUCUUUACUGCACAUGGUAUGGACAGGAUUACAGCAAUCCACGUAUAAGAGAUUAACAUUUGAUCCUGUAGUAUUAUAUAUUGAUGAAAGUGUUUUACACAAUUAUCCCCAAGAUCAAGAUAAUAAAAUCAAAGAACUUUUUGAAAAAUACGGUUUUACUUACCACAUAGUAAAGUUUGCAGCAGCCGUUUAUUCAGAUAAUUGUUUGAGUGAAGAAACAUAUGAUGACCAAUAUAACGAUAAAUUAAAAAAUAUUUUUAAUAAUUUAUCUGACCUUACAUUAAAAGAAGAUAUGUUAAUAAAACUUCGCAAAUAUGCAAUAACAAAAUUAGCUGGACUGUUAAAUUGUACCCGAAUAAUGACUGCAGAAAAUGAACAUAAAUUAUCUAUUCGAUUGCUUUCAAAUGUGGCUCUAGGACGUGGAUCUCAAAUAUCUUUGGACAUAGGGCUUGCAGUUAACAAUAAAAAUGGUGAUAAAACAUCUUUAGUUACAAUAAGACCAAUGCGGAAUCUGUCUGCUAAAGAAAUUUCAUAUUAUGCUUUGUUUAAUAAUUUAGAUGAUUUUAUGCAUUCAAAUUUCUUAACAGCUACUAAUGAAGAUGAAUCGAUACAAAAAACUACAGAACGUUUUAUAAAUGAUUUACAAGUCGAUUUUCCUUCUACUGUGUCCACAAUAUUUAGAACUGGAGAAAAAAUAUCUGAAAAAACAUCAGCUAUAGCUUAUUGUUUAUUAUGUCAAGGCAUUAUGGACAUCAACAUGUCACCUUCUUCAGCUAUGGAAGCAACAAAGUAUUCAAAAUAUGUUUCGCUAAUGGGAAUUAAAGCAUUAGAACUUAGUUUAAAGGACGUUAAAAGUGAAGAGAAAAAAAAUUGUAAUGAUUGCAAAUGUAAAAAACAGGAUUUAAAAGAAGAAAUUAUUGAAAGCUUAUGUUAUGCUUGCACACAUAUAAUUCAAAACUUAUACGAUAGUUCACGUCAAGUAUUAAACAUGGAAUGGGGUAUUAAAGAAAAUCGUGUUGCUGUUAUUGCUUUAUUUAAGUGUAAUAAAACACCAUUAGAGAUUUUCAACUUGUUGAAACUGUUGAAAAUAACGAAAAAAUUUGUUUAUCGGACCAUAAAACGGUUCAACGAGUUCAACACUAUAGAUGACAAGCCAAGAAGUGGACGUCCACGUGAAAUAAGAACAAAUGCAGCAGUCAAAGCUGUCGCACAGAGGAUUCGUAGAAAUCCACUUCGCAAGCAAAAAAUCAUGGCUAGAGAAAUGAAAAUUCCACCAAGAACCAUGUCACGAAUAAUUAAAGAAGACCUUGGUCUUGGUGCUUAUCGAAGAAGCACCGGUCAGCGGUUGACCGACGCUUUACGUCAAAUUAGAACGACAAGAGCGAAGAAGUUACUUAAGCGGUACGCAAAAAAUGGCCACAGACAGAUACUGUUUACAGAUGAAAAAAUUUUUACUGUAGAAGAAAAAUUUAACCGUCAAAAUGAUAGAGUUUAUGCUCACAACUCUCGGGAAGCUGCUGAAAAUAUUCAAAGAGUAGAAAGAGGACAUCAUCCAGCCUCAGUGAUGGUUUGGUGGGGAGUGUCAUAUGAGGGUGUUACUCAACUGCAUUUCUGUGAGCAGGGAGUCAAAACACGUGCGGUUAACUACCAAAACGAUAUUUUAGAAAAGGUAGUGAAGCCUUUAAGUGAUACUUUGUUUGUAGGAAAGAACUGGACCUUUCAGCAGGAUUCAGCGCCUGCACAUAAAGCAAAAACCACACAACGCUGGUUAGAGGUCAAUUUACCUGAAUUUAUCGCCGCUCAAGAUUGGCCCUCGGGAAGUCCAGACCUCAAUCCUUUGGACUACAGACUGUGGAAUAUUUUAGAGGAGAAGGCCUGCUCUAAGCCCCAUCGAAAUAUCGAAUCAUUAAAAGCCGAUUUGGUAAAAUCAGCUGCCUCAAUACCGUUAGAAGUGGUGCGUGCUGUCAUAGACGAGUGGCCAGAUCGUUUGAAGAAGUGUAUAAAUGCAAAUGGUGGACAUUUUGAAUAGUAUUUAUUUUUUUUUAGUUAGUAAGUUAAUAAAGAAUAAAUAACAUCAGUUUUUUUA
Messenger RNA from Rhopalosiphum maidis (corn leaf aphid), 2717 nucleotides. RefSeq names its product cytoplasmic tRNA 2-thiolation protein 2 (gene Ctu2). Gene Ontology annotation, biological process: tRNA wobble position uridine thiolation. NCBI's taxonomy places the organism in Eukaryota, Metazoa, Arthropoda, Insecta, Hemiptera, Aphididae. Gene Ontology annotation, cellular component: cytosol. The coding region runs from base 384 to 2660 and encodes 758 amino acids. Gene Ontology annotation, molecular function: tRNA binding; sulfurtransferase activity. The transcript has 11 exons. The record is from RefSeq and is a predicted model, not a curated record.